This is a messenger RNA of Phodopus roborovskii (desert hamster), 1058 nucleotides long. Its product is annotated as transmembrane epididymal protein 1A. The record is from RefSeq and is a predicted model, not a curated record. The transcript has a single exon. The coding region runs from base 65 to 949 and encodes 294 amino acids. NCBI's taxonomy places the organism in Eukaryota, Metazoa, Chordata, Mammalia, Rodentia, Cricetidae.
CCGGUGAAGGUGUGUGUGCUUCCUCUGCUGGCUCUGGUCCGGUCGGACUCAACACACAAAAGCCAUGGGGUCCCUUGAGGGACACCUGCUUCCAGGAAUAGGCUUCUUUCUCUACUCAUUGUACUACUCGGUGCUAACAUCCUUGGCCCUGCUACGGGAGCAGAAGGUCCUCAAGCACCCCAUGCUCCUGAGGAAGCUGUGGGGACACAAGCUGUUUUGGCAGGUAUCGUAUGAAGCGCUAGUGAAGGUGCUUGUCCCCAUCUUUGGCAUUUUUGGCGAAUUCUUCUACCCUCUAGGGUUAAAUCGUCUGCAGAUGAUAGACUGGAAGGACCCUCGGCGGCCAUUUGUUUUCAAGGACAACUGGCAGCAUGCAACCAUGUUUGGGUUCUUUGUUCUCAGUGGCGUGGUGGACAUGGUGAGCCAGUCACGGCUGGCACACUGGGGUGUGAAGCUGGAACGUGCAGCCGAAGCCCUGGCUUUCUAUGUGGUGAUACUGCUAAUGGCAACCCACAUCGAGAACAAAAGCUCCAUGGAGAUCCGAGUGCAUCUUCUGUUAAUGGUGCCAUCCUUCUUGCUUGCUCUGGUGAUAACUGUGGAGAUCUGGGUCCCCAACCAUCCCCCGCUCUGGAUCCUCAAGUGUUGGUUGGGGCUGGUGUUCAGCAACUGGAUGUUUCAGAUCUGUGAGAUGUAUGUGCCUACCACUGGACAGCCCUGGCGGUCAGACAGCCCUACAGACCAUGCAUUCCUAACUGUCUUCUUCUGCUGGUACAUGGCCUUGGCGGCUGCCAUGUUCAUUACCAUCUAUGGCCUUUGCAGUCUCUGGCACUAUCGCUAUUCUUCAUGGAAAAAGACUCCUGGUGCUAGGUACCAGCGGUGCCGGAUGGAGUCCACUGGUGAAGAGCUAGAAAAGCUCAGGGCGGAAACCCUGGCACAGGAUGGAGUAGUGUAGGACAGAAGCUGUCUGGAGUGCCGUAUGCACAAUCUGAAACCCACAUCAUAGCUUUCUACCCCAGGACUAGCUUCUUCACCCUAAAUAAAACUUCUAGCUCCAAAGAUGA